Ruditapes philippinarum (Manila clam) is the source of this 1446-nucleotide messenger RNA. RefSeq names its product iduronate 2-sulfatase-like. NCBI's taxonomy places the organism in Eukaryota, Metazoa, Mollusca, Bivalvia, Venerida, Veneridae. The record is from RefSeq and is a predicted model, not a curated record. The coding region runs from base 1 to 1446 and encodes 481 amino acids. Gene Ontology annotation, molecular function: iduronate-2-sulfatase activity. The transcript has a single exon.
AUGGCGGACGAUCUACGACCGCAAAUCGGCGCUUACUCCGGAUCAAACUUCCCGGCAUCAGUUCAUCCACAGAUGCACACGCCAAAUUUGAAUGCCCUCGCUUCUAAGAGUCUUCUUCUGAAACGCGCGUAUGUUCAACAAGCUAUCUGCUCACCAAGCAGGGCAUCAAUACUUACUGGACGCCGACCGGAUACAACGCACGUUUAUGAUUUGCAUACAAAUUUCAGACAUUCUGGCGGCGACUUCACAACUUUGCCUGAACAUUUUAAAAACCAUGGUUACAGAUCAAUGGGUAUGGGGAAGAUAUAUCAUGGAACAGCUGACAGCGGCGGUAGAGAUCCACAAUCAUGGUCAGAAACAUAUUUUCAUGGACAUAAUUAUGUAACAGGUAAUAAGAGUUGGCAAGCAAUACCUGACGCUGAUCUCCAAGCUAAGCCUCUUAUUGACAAGCAAGUCGCUGAUGAAGCAGUUAAAGCACUACGUCAAUUUGCACCAAAAGCAAAAACAGGCGAGGAAAACUUUUUCCUUGCCGUUGGUUUUCGCCGACCACAUUUGCCUUUCGUUUUUCCAGCUUCAAUAAUGGAUAAGUACUAUCCAAGACAUUCUGUUCAUUUGCCAUCAAACCCAUAUGCUCCUGUCAAUAUGCCAAAUAUAGCAUGGUCUACUUAUGGUGAGCUUAGAACACAAUAUGCAGAUAUAUCAGCUUUACAUGCGAGUGGUGCAAUAAACACAACAUUACCAGACCAGGUAACCUUGGAUCUAAGACGUGCCUACUAUAGCGCUGUUACGUUUGUAGACUCCCUUGUUGGUGACGUCAUCACUGAGGUAAAUCGCCUCGGUCUGUCAAGUAAUACUAUAAUAUCGUUUGUUGGUGAUCAUGGAUAUCAGUUAGGUGAACAUGGGGAAUGGUGCAAACACACAAAUUUUGAAAUUGCUACGCAUGCGCCGAUGAUGAUACGUGUACCAGGACUAACGGAUCACGGAAUAACUACGAGUAAAUUAACAGAGUUUGUAGAUUUGUACCCUACUAUAGUCGAGGCCGCAGGUCUUGGAAAAGUUCCUCUUUGUCCAGAGGAUUCCUCACACACUAAAGUUUGUCACGAGGGAACAAGCCUUCUGCCCCUUAUCAAAAAUCAAAAUGUAACGCUGAAGAGAUUGGCUUUUUCUCAAUAUCCUCGUGGUAAGCAUAUUAUGGGAUAUUCUGUUCGUAAUUAUAGAUACCGCUACACUGAGUGGGUAGAUUUUACUUACGCUCCUGUCUACAAACCCAACUGGAGUAAUAUAACGGGAGUAGAACUGUACGAUCAUGAAGUUGAUCCAGAAGAAAACCAUAAUAAUGCUUACAACACCAGAUAUCAGCAAGCUCGAACGCAUUUGAGUGACCUACUUCACAAAGGUUGGAGACAACACCAUACCAGCAUAGGAUCUUUGUUAGUUGGCAAAUGA